AUGGAUCUAUUUUAUGAAGACAAGAGCUUCUGGGGCCACUGCUAUGAAUGUAGCAGUGACCACCUUGACCUGCAGUUCUGUGUGAAACAAUGCAAUUCCAUCUGGGUGGAAAAAGGCAGCUGGAUGAUUUACGAGAACCCCAAUUACUCAGGACACCAGUCUUUACAAAGGGGAGAGUAUCCUGACUUCCAGAAGGGGUUCAGUCUCUGCGACUCCGUCAGGUCUUGCCAUGUAAUCCUACAAAGUUCUGUUUCCCACAAGAUUCAGCUCUAUGAAAAACAAGGUCAAAUGUUGGAUUUCACUGAUGAUUGCUCAUCAGUCCCAGGCUGCAUGUAUCUCCCUGAGAUCUGCUCCCUCAAUGUUUUAGGUGGCUCUUGGAUCUUGUAUGAAAUGCCAGACUUCAGGGGCCGAUAGUAUUUGCUGAAACCCAGCGAAUACAGAAGAUUCCUUGACUGGGGUGCAGUAAAUGCUAAAAUUGUCUCUUUGCUGAGGCUGGCUGACUUGCACUGA
Molecule: messenger RNA, 510 nt
Organism: Gavia stellata (red-throated loon)
Lineage: Eukaryota; Metazoa; Chordata; Aves; Gaviiformes; Gaviidae
Product: gamma-crystallin D-like
Biological process (GO): lens development in camera-type eye; visual perception
Molecular function (GO): structural constituent of eye lens
Source: RefSeq, a predicted model, not a curated record